CGUGCUCGUUUUGCUCGAUCAGCCGCGACAGGGAAACGUUUCUCGCCCUCUCUGCAGUGUCUCCGUCGAAAUAUCGAUGGUCACUUAAUUAAAAAUUGUAACUGACUUUGUAGAAACAAUCGUUUGUGAUUCGACGUGUUUCCCGAUGAUUAUGAGCUACAGAGUGUGACAUGUUUCGCUGUAUGUGACGUUGUAUCUCCGAAUGGACGAGUUAACGUUCGAGAGUGGGCGAAAGGAGACUGUAACGUAGAGUUGGUUUACUCUUAAAAAUGAAUCAAGAAAAGUGACUGGAGUUACUGAAAUAUGGAAAUAAUAUUAUCUGUGAAAACUAACGUUCGUUUAAACUAUCACGGCUUUCUUUUAUUCUACAUGAUAAGACGUAUUUCAGAGUGGUAAAGCGUAUCACAUGUGUAGAUACACCGUCUGAGAUCUACUCUUUAAAAAGAUACCUCAUUACCUGCUUGCGAAUUAAAGAAUAAGAAAUCUCGAUAGAAAAAUCGCCAAUCGCGAUACAUGUUCUGAAUCAAAUAUUAUCGCGUUGAUAUCGUCAAAUAUUAAGGAAGGUCUUUAAAUGUUUCAUCUCGACAAGCGAAAGAGCUGCUAAUUUUUACACACAAAUUUUACCGUAAAAUCGGAGUCUCCUGUAUGUUCCUUAAACACGAGGCGUUGUUCGUCGAUAGGAAGACUCGAGAAUAGCAGCGUGGAAAGGUUCGCAUAGGCCACUGCGGGAGUUGCGAUGCCAACGUAUCACAAUGCGGGUGGCGGAUACCCGAAUGUGUCAGCGCCAGCGCGACAAGCGAAGCUCGAUGGCAAUCAAAAUCACCAUACGAUCCCCUCAAACGUAACAUCCCAUCCCCUUAUACAAAAUAGCACGCAACACAACGUUCCUUCCAACUUGUCUACAAGUAACAUUCCGUCCCAUCCAGUAUCACCGACGAUGACUACGCAUUCGAACGUCACCUCUGCUAAUAUAACCAGUCACAUGAACACCGGCUCACCACCGGUAAUCCUCACCUCGAACGUCACCAAUCCUAGCAAUCCUGCUGCGUUAUCGGCGAAUCCGAGGCACGAGGUCAAACUCAACGCUAUGCCAUGGUUCCACGGGAAGAUAUCGAGGGAAACUGCCGAACGAUUGUUGCGGCCGCGCGAGGACGGCCUGUUCCUAGUCCGGGAGUCGACGAAUUUCCCUGGCGACUAUACGUUGUGUGUGUGCUACGAGGGCCGUGUCCAACAUUACAGAGUGCAAUACACGAACAAACAAUUAACUAUCGACGAAGAAGAAUUUUUCGAAAAUCUGGCCUUGCUGGUCGAGCAUUACGAGCAGGAUGCCGAUGGAUUGUGCACGCAGCUCACCAAAUCUCUGCCUAAACAGGGCAAACAGGACUUCUGCGUGGAUCUAAAGGCGUUCAUCGAUGCUGGUUGGGUUAUACAAACCCAUGAGCUUGAAUUGAGGGAGUGUAUCGGCAAAGGAGAGUUCGGUGACGUGUUGCUGGGCGUUUAUCGGGGCGAAAGGGUCGCCGUGAAAAUGCUGAAAGACAACAGCGAGGCGGCGCAGAGGUUUCUGGCCGAGGCGAGUCUCAUGACCUCGCUGAUCCACGACAAUCUGGUCAAACUGCUCGGCCUUGUUUUCAAUAAUCAACACAUGUACCUGGUUACGGAAUAUAUGAGUAAAGGAUCCCUGGUGGAUUACCUGAGAUCAAGAGGGAGACUGCACGUUUCCAAGAAGGACCAGAUCAACUUCGCGUACGACACGUGCGCAGGCAUGGCGUAUUUAGAAUCCAGACACGUAGUGCACAGAGAUCUGGCCGCGAGAAACGUUCUCGUCGCGGAGGAUAACUCUGCGAAAGUGUCGGAUUUCGGUUUGGCACGGGACGAAAAUUUUUCUCUCGAAGGAGGGAAGCUGCCCAUCAAAUGGACUGCACCAGAGGCUUUAAAGCAAAAUAAGUUUUCAAAUAAGUCUGAUAUGUGGAGUUUUGGAAUACUCUUGUGGGAGAUCUAUUCCUUUGGACGUGUACCAUAUCCACGAAUUCCACUAGCCGACGUUGUGAAGUGUGUGGAAAAGGGAUAUAAAAUGGAGCCACCUGAUGGUUGUCCUCACGAAGUUUACGAUAUCAUGAGACAAGCAUGGGACUUACAACCUGAAAACCGACCUACUUUUUACGAUAUAAAAUUAGUGCUGGGUCAACUGAAAGCUGAAUACACCAAAAGUGUGAAUUGAAGAAAAGAAAAAAGAAAAAGAAGAACUACUGCUACUUAUUAUUCUUAGAUUAAAAUAGAAAAGACACAAAAGAAGGAAUUAGAAUUUUCGAGAUUUCUUUUUUCUUUAAGUCAGGGUCAAAGGUAGUGGCUCUAAAUGCUUUUGCUAUAAAAAGCAAUUUUCUAUUGUACAUUUUUUAUUAUACAAAAGUAGAAUCUGCGUUGCUUGUAUUUAUUGUUACAUUAUUACUAUCGCUAUUAUUGUAAUUUUUAUUUUUAAAGAUGUUUCUUUGGUUUUCAUAUUCUUUUACAAAAAUACUUUUCAUAUAAAUUAAUAUACAUCAAUCGUGCCUUUGGCCAAGUUGUAAUUCUUGAACGAAAGAAGUUCAACUUGUACAUCCGAAAUUCAGGUAACACUUGAAAGGAUAUUCACAAUACGAUUCUUUUCCUUUUUUAAUUACUUUUCUUUUUAGUUCUUUUCCAUCAUUGUCGUGUAUUUGUGAGGUCGAGUAUGGCAGUCUUUAUAAAGCUGCUUAAUCUCGUGGUUUUUCGAGCAAUUUUCGUCAUUGUCAUGACUCGAGAAAUAUUUCCAGGUGUAAGAAGCGCCUUACAUUGAACUGAAUUUAAAGAAAAUGAGACGUAAUUAUUCAUGAUAAAUACUUAUUACAAAGUAAUCUUUUGGACUUAACUUGUAUAAGGAUGGAUAUAUUGGAAUUUUUUCACUUACGUGUAACGGUAGAACAGAAAAAAAGGUAACUAGAUUUUUAUCGUCGACGGUUUGUCAGAGAGAUGUUUGUAUCGUAUUAUAGUGACUGUAGAUUACAAGUACUUGUUAGUCGUAUACGUUUUUUUUAAUCAAAGAUUUGUCAUAGGAAGUAUUAAUUUUUAACUAAAUUAUUGCAGAAUAUUAUACAUGAAUAUUUAAGUUUCCCCUGAGAUAUUUGACUAUAUAUUAGUGAUGUAAAUGUAUUUGUAAAUACUUUUGUACAUAUCCGAUUAUCAGAAUGGGAAAAAUAAGAAGAAUUAAUAUUUCCAAUACACAGAUUGAUAUUGGUUAGAAGAUUUAACAAGAAUCGUCUAUAUGUUUUUGUUUUUAGUUUUUAAGAUGGUUACUUUACAUAACUAUCCGAAUGUCCAUAUUUCAAUUGCACUACCUGGCGCAAUGAUAUAGAGAAAAAAAAAGAAAGGAUCGGAUAAUUACAUAUUUAAAGUAAUUAAACCGUAGGCGUUUCGUGUUAUUCUAUCUUCCUUCUGUAAUAUAGGAACCACCACUUAUUUAAUAUUUUCUCCAAUGGUUAUAACGGACUAAUGAUAUUUAUUCGUAGAGGAUAGGUAGUUUCCAGCGAAAUAGAAAAAAAAUAUGACAAAUGUUGAAGAGAUAGUUUCUUGGUUCGCUAUAAAAACUGGAAGAUGAUUGGUAUACAAAGUUUGUUACUCGAUAUCAGGUUUUGGAUCUAAUUUACAUAACUUCCAUCAGAAUUAUAUACGCAGAGACUUAUUAUCCGAAAUCAAAGCCAAUGUACUCAGUUCCUCGCAUUUUUUCAUUACUUGCAAUAGUAUCCGAAAGAAGGACCGUCAUGACUGAACCGAGCUUUGUAAGAACGAUAAUAAUCCUUAACGAUAGACCGAAUCUGUUUCGCGAAAGUGCGUAUCUAGUUUGAGUCGUAGAAUAGUCGUAAUAAAUAUGUAGCGUAUUUAUAAGCGUACCAGUCCGUUUAUAACUUCGAUAGCAUGUAAUAUAAUGUAUAUGGCUCUAAUCCAGUACCUAACGUUUUUUCGAUGAUACUACAUUUGUCGACCUCUAUUUACGACUAUGAAGACAUUCAUGGAUGCAUAUUUCACAUCCAAACGUAAUCCAUAUCGAAUGUCAGUUCUCCCCUUGCUUUGGUAUUUCUCACGUUUCUACGUUGAAUAUCGAAACCCUACAUUUUGUUAUAUCUUUUUUAAGCCGCAUCGUAUUCACAGUGUGGUGUGACAAACGUUACUUCAUAAUUAUCCUGUGUAAUUUAACAUAUAAGCGAGAUUUUUGUUACAGAUCAGCAUUAAGCUUUUAUGAGUGCGACCAGUGUGUUAGAUUCGUUUAUUUUUUACUUAUGAUAAGUUUGUUAGUUUGUAAGAAAUUUAAUAUAUAUAUAUAUAUACAUAUUGAAUAACAAAUUAUACGAUAUUCAUGAUUCGGAUGAGUUCGCUAAAGUUUGUCCAAAAUUUAUUGAUUAUUCAAAGUUACAUCCUUGACUCUGGAUAAACUAACAAGCGAGGUAUUCUUCUUUUCUAAAGCUAUCAAACGCUUCGAUUUUUCUUUUUUUUUUUCUUUCUUUUUUUAAGACAAAAUGUAAGUUCACGUGUUUCUAUAUCUAUGUCUUUAAGACGGGAAACGAAGAACAGAAUCAGCGUUAUAUUGGGAUUCGGAUAUGGUGUGAGGUUUCUCUUUCUUCGAUGAUCUUGAUCAACCAAUUGAUCUUGGACAGACUAUAGUUUACAAUGCACGGAUGUAUUUGAAUCUGAAAUGUCUGCAGAACUGAAUGCCUUUACGUUAACGUGGAUGACUGUGACAAUGCACGUGCAUGGGCAGUGCACGUGAAGUGAAUUUACAUUAAGAAAGUUUUCAUUCUGGCCUCCAAGAUAAUUCGACCCGUAUGAUUUUGAGGGUGUAGAAGAGCGUUUGACCUGUAUGGCCGCGUUGUUACAAAGUAUACAUUAACGAUUCUAAAGAUUCUCAGUAGACAGUUGACCACAGCUAUAAACUGUGGUUCAUCGAUCAGAGAUAACAGCCGUUAAACGAAGCAAAUUAACGAUUAAUAAAACGGAAGAAGGUGUACUGUAUUCGUUCACCGGUUACAAUUAUUUCCAACUACGAGACAAAUGUGUAUAUUCGCCUAUUGACAAUGUGUUUCUUUUUCUCUUUGAGAGGAUCAUUUAUAUAUCGUGUGUACACUGAUACGUAAAGUUUGCGUUUUUCUUUUUUUUUUUUUAUCGAUACGAUUGGGUCAUCCAAAGACACCAAACGAUCAGAGAGCAUUUGUACGAUGUUCCGGAGAAGUACAACUUUCAAAGAAAGGAGAUACUAGUUGGAAGAAAAUUUCAUUUCGCACAAAAGUAAAUCUAUAAGAUAUUCGUUUGUUCUUAUGUCAUUAUUUCUCCAUUUAAUGUCCAACGUUAUACUUUACUGCCAAACGCUAAUAAAAUCGUGAUAUUCAUUCAAA
Messenger RNA from Bombus pyrosoma, 5399 nucleotides. It is a transcript of the gene Csk, whose product is annotated as tyrosine-protein kinase CSK. The transcript is spliced from 8 exons. Lineage: Eukaryota; Metazoa; Arthropoda; Insecta; Hymenoptera; Apidae. Gene Ontology annotation, biological process: protein phosphorylation. The coding region runs from base 737 to 2218 and encodes 493 amino acids. Gene Ontology annotation, molecular function: protein tyrosine kinase activity; ATP binding. The record is from RefSeq and is a predicted model, not a curated record.